CGAAGACAUUUACCAACAAGGAUUGUGCUUAAUCCAGAUAUAUAACUAUAAAAUAUGGCUGAACUAAUAGAUCGGGUACGCUCAGAACUCACAGAAAUAGAGCUUCAACAACUCGAAGAGUUCGAAUUUAAACAUGGGCCCAUGUCGCUCAUUCAAACUGCCAUGAAUGAUGGAAGUCCUGUCAUGAUAUAUUGUCGAAACAAUCAUAAACUUCUUGCAAAGGUGAAGGCUUUUGACAGACAUUGUAAUUUGAUUCUUGAAGAUGUGAAAGAACUCUGGACGGAGACACUAAGAAACAGUAAGGGCAAGAUCAUAAAAACCACUUCGAAAGAAAGGUUCAUAGCCAAACUUUUUUUAAGGGGUGACUCUGUCAUCAUUGUCUUGAGAGUCUGAUAUAGCGGUAUGAAGAGGGUACUUGUAUUUUGAACAAUCAACCAUCCAUCAAGAAAACAUGGCGCGUGAGAUUUACAAAGGAGUGAUUGCUACAUGAUCAAGCAAGUAAAGAGUUCAAUAUCUUGUACAUCAAAGGAAGAGUAAUGCCAAAGACAGGAUCGAUUUACCUUUGUGUCUUGGAAUAUCAAUAAAUUAGUUACUUCAGAGUGAUACAAGCGUAAAUAUUUAGAACAAGCCGUCUGUAAUAAUAACAAAUACUGAAAUCAAGAGUA
Metschnikowia bicuspidata var. bicuspidata NRRL YB-4993 is the source of this 665-nucleotide messenger RNA. RefSeq names its product mRNA splicing protein (gene SMD2). Gene Ontology annotation, biological process: RNA splicing; spliceosomal snRNP assembly. Bases 55 to 393 code for a protein of 112 amino acids. The record is from RefSeq and is a predicted model, not a curated record. Lineage: Eukaryota; Fungi; Ascomycota; Pichiomycetes; Serinales; Metschnikowiaceae. Gene Ontology annotation, cellular component: U1 snRNP; catalytic step 2 spliceosome; U4/U6 x U5 tri-snRNP complex. Gene Ontology annotation, molecular function: RNA binding. The transcript has 2 exons.